Ostertagia ostertagi is the source of this 840-nucleotide messenger RNA. Lineage: Eukaryota; Metazoa; Nematoda; Chromadorea; Rhabditida; Trichostrongylidae. The record is from the annotation of a GenBank genome assembly.
AUGAACCAAUUAGCUGUUUUGCUUUGCAUCGUUGUGGCGCAAUGUGUAGCGAAGCGAAACGCGACAGAUGUGCCGUUGUUCUGCGAGGAAUACGCCAAUUGUUUGGCAAAAGCCAAUCGGAAAUCGGCCGAAUGUCUUGAGGAGAACACCACUGCGAUCGUGCAGAACAGCAGGAAGCGUUGCGCAGGCGCCGCUGAACUCCAUGCUCAGCUACAAGCGCUCUAUGACGAGAGGAACGCAGAAGUGGAGUCGUGUGUUCGGGAAGAAGCCGAUAACGUCUCAGCAUUCAGCCCACGAAAAAUCGAGAAAUGUAAAAUGGCUCUAAAGAAGUCAAAACGUUCGGCCUCUGCUGAUCCACUGGAGCGUCGAAUGAAACGAAAAGACAGAACAAAGGAGCGGAAAGACAAGCCGAAAAGCUGUGUGAAAGAGGCGAAAAAACAACGCCUGCAAUGCGCAAAGAUUGCCAAGUGUUGCGGUGCUGUAAAGAGCUGCCAAGAUCGUGCUGUACAGAAGAGUGAAAUACUAGCAAAGAAGAAACAAUUGAAGAGGCUUUACGACACCUGCCAUGUCGAACUACGGAAGAAAAAGCUCAGCAAAAAGCAGCCUAAAGAUGGCAAAGUUGUGGAGAACGAUGACGAGACCGACAAAAAAGCCACUAGGUUAUUGAAGAAAAGAAGCCGACUAAACGAGAAACUCGAGGAGUCACAAGAACGGAAGCGUACGGCCCCUAUUCAGACGAAGGUUUUAGAAGAGGUUGGUCAACAUGAACGUGCAGUAAAAGCCGCUAACAAUGAUUACCACGCUUUCAUCCACCGAGAUUUGAUCACGAAGACGGAUUGA